CCGCCAAUAUCGACACCACUACCACGAUCUCUUGAGAUACCUUGAUCGCCCUCAGCCAUUGAGAAUCUCCAUACACCGCCAAAAUGGUCAAGACCUCCGUUCUCAACGAUGCGCUCAAUGCCAUCAACAACGCCGAGAAGUCUGGCAAGCGCCAGGUUCUCAUCCGCCCGUCGUCCAAGGUCAUCAUCAAGUUCUUGACUGUGAUGCAGAAGCACGGCUACAUUGGCGAGUUUGAGGAGGUUGACGAUCACCGCAACGGCAAAAUCGUCAUCCAGCUCAACGGCCGCAUCAACAAGACCGGUGUCAUCUCCCCCCGCUACAACGUUCAGCUCCGCGACCUCGAGAAGUGGGUUGUCAAGCUCCUGCCCUCGCGUCAAUUCGGUUACAUCGUCCUCACCACCUCCGCCGGUAUCAUGGAUCACGAGGAGGCCCGCAGGAAGCACGUUGCCGGAAAAAUCCUUGGUUUCUUCUACUAGACUACUAGCAAGUGCGGUGGAUGUAUACCCUGG
Molecule: messenger RNA, 509 nt
Organism: Paraphaeosphaeria sporulosa
Lineage: Eukaryota; Fungi; Ascomycota; Dothideomycetes; Pleosporales; Didymosphaeriaceae
Product: ribosomal protein S8
Exons: 3
Coding region: 84-476 (130 amino acids)
Biological process (GO): translation
Cellular component (GO): ribosome; cytosolic small ribosomal subunit
Molecular function (GO): structural constituent of ribosome
Source: RefSeq, a predicted model, not a curated record